Messenger RNA from Acanthamoeba castellanii str. Neff, 1206 nucleotides. RefSeq names its product translation factor pelota, putative. The transcript has 8 exons. NCBI's taxonomy places the organism in Eukaryota, Discosea, Longamoebia, Acanthamoebidae. The record is from RefSeq and is a predicted model, not a curated record. Gene Ontology annotation, cellular component: cytoplasm. Gene Ontology annotation, biological process: nonfunctional rRNA decay; nuclear-transcribed mRNA catabolic process, no-go decay; RNA surveillance. Bases 1 to 1206 code for a protein of 401 amino acids.
AUGCGGCUGCUACACAGAGACAUUGAUCGGGAUGGGGUAGGCACGAUUACCCUCUUGCCCGAGGAACUGGAGGACAUGUGGCAUGCAUACAAUCUCAUCGCCGUUGGUGAUCACGUGCGCGCGACCACCCUCAGGAAGGUACAGCAAAGCUCGAGCACGGGUUCGGUGAAGAACGAACGCGUGCGGCUCACUCUCACCAUCGCCGUCGAAAACAUCGACUUCGAGGCCGAGGCCGGCGUCCUCCGACUCAAGGGCACCAACGUCUCCGAGAGCCAGCACGUCAAGAUGGGGGCGUACCACACGAUCGAUCUGGAGAUGAACAGGAAGUUCACGCUGCAGAAGACCGAGUGGGACGCCAUCGCGCUGGAGCGGGUGGAGACGGCCACCAAUCCCGCGCGAACGGCGGACGUGGCGGCGGUGAUCAUGGCCGAGGGCCUGGCCCAGGUGUGCCUCAUCACCUCGAGCAUGACCAUCGUGCGCCAGCGCGUCGAGUCCACCAUCCCGCGCAAGCGCAAGGGCUCCGCUUCGCUCCACGACAAGGCGUUGAACAAGUUCUACGAGAACGUGAUGCAGGGUAUCUUGCGACACGUCAAUUUUGAGAUCAUCAAGUGCGUCAUCAUCGCCAGCCCCGGCUUCGUCCGCGAACAGUUCUUCGAGUACAUGAACGCCGAGGCCAUCAGGCGUGACAUCAAGUUGCUCAUCGAGCACAAGAGCAAGUUCGUGCUCGUCCACUCCUCGUCGGGCCACAAGCACUCGCUCAAGGAGGUGCUCUCCGACCCGAACGUGGCGCCGCGGCUCGCCGAAACGAAGGCGGCCGGCGAGGUCAAGGCCCUCGACGAAUUCUUUGAGAUGAUGCGCAACGACUCCGACAGGGCCUUCUACGGCUACAACGACAUCGUGAUCGCGGACUCGCGCAUGGCGGUGCAGUCCCUUCUGCUCACGGACGAGCUGUUCCGCGCCUCGAACAUCGCCACGCGCAAGAAGUACGUCCAGCUGGUCGAGUCAGUUCGCGAGCACGGCGGCGACGUCAAGAUCUGCUCCGCGCUCCACGUCUCCGGCGAGCAGCUGAAGCAGUUGGGCGGCGUGGCGGCGGUGCUCCGGUUUCCGCUGCCCGACGUGGGCGGAGACGAGGAGAGCGAAGAGGAGGAGGAAGGCGCCGACAAGGACGGCCAGUCCUCCUCGUCCGAAGCCGAGCCCAAGCCCUGA